This is a messenger RNA of Lethenteron reissneri (Far Eastern brook lamprey), 2492 nucleotides long. Its product is annotated as homeobox protein Hox-A11-like. Gene Ontology annotation, molecular function: DNA-binding transcription factor activity, RNA polymerase II-specific; RNA polymerase II cis-regulatory region sequence-specific DNA binding. The record is from RefSeq and is a predicted model, not a curated record. Gene Ontology annotation, biological process: regulation of transcription by RNA polymerase II; anatomical structure development. NCBI's taxonomy places the organism in Eukaryota, Metazoa, Chordata, Hyperoartia, Petromyzontiformes, Petromyzontidae. Gene Ontology annotation, cellular component: nucleus.
AUGGAGCUGGAGGAGAGGGUUCACUACCCGUACCCCGCGCCGAGCGCGCUCCCUUCGGGCCGCGACGGGGGCCCUUUCAGAGCCUAUGGACUCCAGGACGCAGCCAUGAGACACUGGGACAACAGAUUCUCCGGAGACAACGGCUUCGAUCAGUUUUUCGAGUCGACGGCUUACGUUGGAUACCACCACCACCAUCAUCACCAUCAGCAGCAGCAGGAGCAACACGGCUCCGGCAGCUACGCCGCCACUGCGGGGGGGUCCCUACAGGGCCAGUCAGGGGGGGUGGCGACGGCGGCUGCGGCGGCUGGAGGAGGCGAGGGGGGGCAGGCGGCGCGGGCUGCCGAGCGCGAGGAGGGCGACAGCGGCGCCGAGUCCGGCGGCGGCGACGUCGGCAGCGGCGCGGCGUCCGCGGCGUCCGCGUCGCCGCUCGCCGCGCGGCCCAGCGAGCAGAAGGCGUGCGGCUCGGCGGCCGGUCGGAGCCCCCGGAAGAAGCGCUGCCCCUACACCAAGUUCCAGACGCGCGAGCUCGAGCGGGAGUUCUUCUUCAGCGUCUACAUCAACAAGGAGAAGCGACUGCAGAUCUCGCGCCUACUCAACCUCACCGACCGCCAGGUCAAGAUCUGGUUCCAGAACAGGCGCAUGAAAGAGAAGAAGCUGAACAGGGAUCGAAUGCAGUACUUCGCGGCCAACCCGCUGCUAUGAAGGGCCGUCGUUGCUUGUCGGCGAAUGUCUGUGUCUGUGCGUGUUGAUGAUGCGCCUGUGUGUCCGCGUGCACGUCAGUGUACGUGUCUCUGUUGUAAGCGGUUAGCGCUCUGCGCUAAGAACCCAGCGGCGAAGCGAGUUCGAUUAUUCCCGCUCAUGGCAACCAACACCAGUGACAAUUAUCUGAACCGGUUCUGGGCCUCCCCUAUGUCAACUCAGCCUUAAAUGAGUAACCUGGUGCAGUGUGUAAACAUCGCCACGGGAAGAGACAGAGGCGGUCGGGCGUGGUGCUGGCCACCCACCCCCUCGUGUGCUGUGCCGGCCUUGAUAGGUCUUCGCUAACAGCACUUGCCAAAUUAAUCUGUUAAGGCGAUACAGGGGAUCUUUGUCUUGUGUUUGCUGCGUAGGUUUGUUGUGUUGUGAGGAGAGGUGGCGCAGUGGUUAGCGUACAGCGUUACGAAGCCGACGACCUGGGUUUCCAUUUCCGCCCGGCCACGGCUAACAUCAUUGGCGAGUAUCGUCUCCGCUCGGCAUUAAAUUAGUUGUCCCUACUGCGGCGUGUGAAAACAUGAAGCACUGCGAUAGCAGGAAGGAAAGUACGCCAGGUGUGGUAGCGAUGAUGAUGGCAGUCUCUCCACGGCUAGAGCGGGGAUGUGUUGUGUGUGUGUGUACGUGUGUACAUGUGUACAUGUGUGAACGGUGGUGUAGCGGUUAGGGCGCUGCACCACGAACCUGGCGACUCGAGUUCAAUUCCCGCUCACGGCCAACACCAGUGACGAUUAUUUGAAUCGGUCCUGGGCCUCCUCUAGGUCGACUCAGCCUCAAAUGAGUACCUGGUGUGGUGUGUGAACAUCGCCACUGGGGAGACAAAGGCGGUCGGGCGUGGUGCUGGCCAGCCACCCCUUUAGUGUGUCGUGCCGGCCUUCAUAGGUGCUCGCUAACAGCACUUGCCCCAACAGUCUGUUACAGGCUAUACGGACGAUCUUUGUCUUUGUGCACACAGGUUACGACACGUUACAGUUCACAAGUGUGUUCGCUGCUGAUGAUCAUGAUGAUACGGGUGGUGACGAGAGCCACAAGUGCAAGACGGAUGAUGAUGAUGAUGACGAUAAUAAUUUUAUGAUGGUGAUGAUGUAUAAAGUUUAUAUGUCAUAUAUAAAGGUAAUAAUGUAUUAUCUUUAUAUAGAGAUUUAAUAAUAAUACUGUAUAGACUUAUAUGAAUAUAGCCUAUGAAACAAUACAGCUGGCCUAUUUGGUUUGAGUGCGGUGAAGAUUGACUUGGGGUUUUUUUUCCCUUCUAUUUACAAGAAGCAAGUCGUUUUUAUCUUUUUGUACACGCGUGUUCAAUUAACUAUUACAUAAAUUAUUGCAAGAUGCUGUACGCGACUGAUGAAAGUGCGGGUUUAUUUGCGACGUGUGUAGGUAGUUAGGUGGUCACCUGUCUCGAUACCAAAACGAAUGAAUAUUCGAAUGAUUACAGACGCGUUGCACUCUGUUCACGUUGUGUACCCACGCGUUGACUGGAGCGGUGUUUGUUUAGCUGUGAUUAAAGCCAUAUACGAGUGUAUAAAUAUAUAAAUAUAUCUCCGUUUGUACAAGAUAAAUGCGAAAAUGCAAUUCACACGCACAGUGUAACAACAACAACAACGACGAUCACAACAAUAACAACAACAAUAUGGGUUACGUUGCGCGUGCGUUCGUGUUAUGACGUCAUAUUUGAGUUUACGUUGCACGCGGUCGAUGCCCGAUUUCUAAGUUGUUUGGUGAAUGCCAAUUUUGGUUUUUAUUUA